Messenger RNA from Oryza sativa Japonica Group (Japanese rice), 849 nucleotides. Its product is annotated as tobamovirus multiplication protein 2B. Lineage: Eukaryota; Viridiplantae; Streptophyta; Magnoliopsida; Poales; Poaceae. The record is from RefSeq and is a predicted model, not a curated record.
CAAAAUCCUUUCCUUUGCACGCCGUUCCACGAGAUGGCGGCGGCGGCGGCCGGCGGCGGGAGGGGCGGCGGGGCGCAGGCCGCGGUGGCGGAGCAGAUAGCGCAGGCGGUGCAGUCCACGUCCAACCUCCUCCAGCUCAUGGAGGAGUCCUCCCCGGCCCAGGCUCACCUGGCAAAACUUCCCAAGAAACUCUUGGCAAAAGCAUCUCUUGCAAAGAACACAGGGCAGGUCCUGCAUCAACUACCUAGUGUAAUUUCUUCCUUGGAUGCUUAUAUGGACGCUAGUUUGCAAAGUGCUUCUCAAAUUAAGACUGUUACACAGCUCUUGUCAAACAUGGAGAAUAACCAGCUGAGAUCUAUCCUGCCUGCCUCUCGGUUAGAGAAAGCACAGAAGAAAACUGAGACUGGAGAACUCAGGAUUGAAUGAUAAGUUUACCAAUAGGAUAUAAUAACCAAUCUGUGUUCUCCUAGUAAAGGUACCUUUGCCAUCUUCUACUGACGAACAGGAAAGACUGAAGCCUUACAAAUGGUUCAGGUGUUGGCUCUGCUCAUGGCAAGUGGACUUGCUCCGUUGCUCAUAACCGGUGUUUGAAGACCUUGCUUGAUUUGGAUGGCUGCGUUUCUAUUAUGUUGGCUAAUAUAUUUCUGGAUGGCUUGAGCACAUCAAAUAUGUUGUUCCAUCUGGCUCUGUAAUCCCCCUACCCUAGUGCUGGCUGCAAAUUCAGUCCAUUUUUGUUGUUUUCAGCACAAAUAUAUAUAGAAAGGAACCGAAAACAAGAUUCAACACUCGUGUAACCUUUGGUUGUGUCCACUUAUGAAUUUGUGGAUAUAGAGACUGAAUUUCUGUCCA